Puccinia triticina is the source of this 4089-nucleotide messenger RNA. RefSeq lists its product as uncharacterized. The coding region runs from base 1 to 4089 and encodes 1362 amino acids. The record is from RefSeq and is a predicted model, not a curated record. Lineage: Eukaryota; Fungi; Basidiomycota; Pucciniomycetes; Pucciniales; Pucciniaceae. The transcript has 11 exons.
AUGUUCUUUGCCGGCAUCGAGCCUUCCAAGCCGACACCCGCCGAGGACAACCCGCCACCAUCCAAGGACCCAUUCGAGGGGCUCAUCGAACACCUGCGGGCAGUCCUAGCACCCAAGCGGGCCCAUCCAUCCAUCUGGAUCCCACGGAAGAGCCCCCAGCCCACCCCGGAGUACCGGGUCCUGCUGGUCCCCAAGUCAAUCAGCUUCCCGCCCCGAAAAACUAGACCCUCCUCCACAUCCACCAAUGCAGUCGCCCACUCGCCACUCUCGCCACUAUCCCAGUCCUCCCCACUCUUCCCCGACGGGAUCAUCACCCCGAUCUGGAUCAGAAAACAUCGCGACAUGAUCCCCUCAGUCUUUGUGCUCACACUCAGGCUAUGGGAGCCAGCCCAACACCAGUCUCCCCAUCCCACUGAGCACGAAAAAUUCGACCACCAACUGAUCUACGAAAUCUCCGAGCGGAAGAAGACAACGUCUGAACGGGGCAUCAAACUGGCCGUCAUCAUCCUCACCUCACGAUACAUGCUCGACAACCCCCAGCUGGACACCAGACUCAGCUACAUCCGAAAGAAAUCCACACUCGACACGCGCGCCUCCCUCUUCGUCCUGUCCCCCGUCCCAGCCCAUGACCUCGUCAACUUUGUCCAUACGCUCAAGGCCGAGCUCUACGAAUCCACGAUCGACUACUACCGCGAGCAUUCCCGAAGGGUCCGCAGGAAACGGAGCAGGUCCACCUCGAACGCCUUUGCACAAUCUACCAGCUAUCACCAGCCAGGACAGCCCGUACUCACCCCGCUGAGCCCCCAAGGAUGGAGCGUCCGGAGCGACUACAAGCUGGCUACGUUUGCCGAAUUCCGUCAGGAGUAUGAGCUCGCCAUCAAGUCUUACGAAGACUGCUGGGAAGGACUGCUCCAGAUGUUCAACAGUACUGCCGUCCUGCCUCCAAGAACGAAAAGAUGGGCAGAGGCAAAGGUUCUGAUCGACUGCAUCAGUUUUAAGGCAAGCUCCGCCCUCUUUCACCCAGCCAGAUUACCAAAUACUCAUCUGGUCUUCAGCUCUCUACCCUCUCUCUCUCCACAGAUCUCCAAGCUUUAUUUGUAUUCGAAUGAGCCGACUAGAGCGAUGUAUCAGUUCAACAAACACAUCGCCAAGUUCCGCGAGCUGUGCAACGGCUGGGGGAUCGGCGACGAGACCUACGAGUUCUGGGCCUGGCUGUCGAAGCAAUACACCGUGCUAGCCGACCUGGUCGACAUCGGCUGUCGCAACGGGAUGCGGCUGCCCAACCUCUGUCCCCCAUUGAUGGCGCCCAGCGACAAGACCCGGACCAGUUCACCCGUCUUAUCCGACUCGAGACUGCUCGCCGGCGGGGCUAUAAACUUGACCGGCGUGCUCGUCCACCCCGGCUUCUACUACUUCUAUGCCGCCCAAUGCGCCGUCGAGCGUCGCAAUAAGUUCCAGGCUAGUGAGGCCGCUGAGGAGGAGAUGCGCGCGAUCGCCCAGGCCAAGGACGAAUCCAACUCGUUCCAGGCUUCGCCUGCUCUGGCGCACGAGCGAAAGAUAAACCAUGGGGAACUGAUCAUCAGUUUGUACACAAAAGCAUACGAGAUCUUCAAGACCGUCGGCGCGAGUCGGAUGACCCUGUUCCUGGCGCUCAAGAUCGCCCACGUCCAUUACCACCAGAACGACCACCCCACGGCGUGCAAGUUCUUCGAGCGGAUCGUGCCCUCGUAUCGUAAAGCGGGCUUCACCAGCCUGCUCGACACUCUUCUGUAUCUCUCUUUCCGCAACUUGAGCGCGCUUACUGCGAAAACGACGACGACGACGGCGACGACCGAGAGUGCGGCUUCUGAAGCUGGCCCCGCAUCCAAGGAGGCGGUCGAGUUGUUCAAAGUCACCCUCGAACUCUUGGCCAACGAGAACCUACAGGCGUCUCCAACCGGGAGUAGUGGCGCAGAUCUUCGCACGUCGUUGGCCGGCUUGCUCGAGCCCCUUUCGCAGUCUCCGACAGUGGAGACUGACGUGACGACGCUUACGAUCGAGCCAUCGGCCUUCCCAGUGCGAUCCCAAGUGAAGUUUUGGGAGCCGUCCAUCGCGCUUGGCGAGACGGUUGAGUUCCAGGUCUUGGUGAACAUCCCGCAAGGAUUUGCGGACAGCCGGCCGACGAUGGCCCGGCUGAGUCUGAAGUUCACGGCCAUGCCUGUGCUCACGAUCAACCACCACGCAGGUCAGGCAGGGCCCAACCAAGGCUCGCAGACGCUCGAUAUUGGGACACUUUCCGGCGACGAUGAUGAAGCAUUGUCUAGCCAGACGCUGGACCUCCAUGUGGCUGAUAAGUCCUAUUGGCUGAUCACAGGCCGGUUGAGGCCGACUGUGGUCGCCAAAAUCGCCCUCGAACAGCUCGUCUUUCGCUUCGAUAACAUCCUCAACGGCCGCCGCUUCGAUCUCGUCGUCGCGCCUGACCCGGCCGCAGACCUUGCUCAUCCAGCACGCUGGAUUGAAAGAAUUGAUUCUGCGAGCCAGCAGCCCGUCUUCCUCAACACAGAGAGCUUCGAGUCGAUGUGCAAGGUGCAGCACAAAAAACCCGAGCUCUCAUUUUCUUUGGAGGCCGAGCCCUGUGGGAUCAUCCAUAAAGCACACGAUCUGCGCGUCGUCAUCGGCAAUCUUGAGCAGGAGGCUUUACAUUUGAAGCUUCUUGUCAAGCUGCAAUCUCCCUCUACCAACGAUACGCUCGAGAUGGAUGGCGAAACGCACAGGAUCGCGUCACUCUUGACUCUGAAGCUUGGGCCGAUCAAGCCGUCGGAAACGCUCCAGAAAAGGUUAAGCUUCGUGCCGACAGAAGUGGUUGGCAGGCGCGUAGUGGAGCUCAGUCUGGCGAUCAAAGCGGCCGUCGACGAUCGGCACAUCAGCCAAAACAAGGACGAGGCGCAGGAUAAAGAGGGAGACAAUGAUGACGAUGACGAUGAAGACGAUGACCAGAAGCUGGACAGUCUGAGAGUGUUCAAGAUCACCCGGGAAGCCGCGCUCGAGAUCGAGGACCCCGUCCGGCUCCAGUACACCGUCCAGCACUUCCAUCAGCCGUACCAUCCCCAGCGGCCAUCUUAUUUCACGGCUUCGAAGAUCCGCCAUCGCUGUGUUCUUAACCUCGUGAUCUCUAAUACUUCUUCACAGACAGAUCAGGCUUUCUUAGCUUUGUUGGAUUCGAUCAGGGUUCAGAGUGUUGCACUUUCCUUGCAGACAGCAUCAUGUCCCGUGAGGAUGAUAUCCUGUUCUCUGCCUGACUAUCACUCCUCGGAAUUAGAUAUAGGAAUGGAGACCGGAAAUUCGUUUGCGAUCAGUUAUGUCCUCGAGGUUGAAGUUGAUCCCGUUCAGGAAAAAGUGACAGGCUGUUUUGUUGAAGUGAGAUGGGCGUGUCCUUCCCCGGAUGGGGCCCAAGACACCCAUUCGAAACAGAUUCCACUAGAGAUCGAUCGGCCGACUUUAGCCCCGAUAGCGGUACUCACGGACCUCAAACCGCAUCUCAAACUGAUGGAACCAGUGGAAGUGAAUUACAUGAUUGAGAAUCGAGACCCGACGAGGACAGCCGACCUGGUCGUCAAGCUUUCUGAGCCCCCGACGAGCAGCAAGGGCGGCAGUGAAUGGAUGAUUUCUGGGCCGAAGUUGAUCAACUCGGUCUUGGUCUUGCCCCGCUCGUCCAAAGUGAUUUCUCUGGUCUGUAUUCCGACCCAACUGGGCCAGAUCAGCGGCCCGAAGGUCGAGGUGUUCCAGCGGAUAAACGCGCGCAACUUGGUGAUGAUGAGCAGCAGCGAAACCUUGAGUCGAUUGUCGGGCGCACAGGUGCAUCAACCGUCGGUGUCUAGUCUGAAGGACCUGCAAGAGCUCGACUCCAGCUAUGAUGGACCCGACCCACCCACUCCCGCCUCUCAAUCGGCCUCCAAACUCGUGCCCGUCGAGAUCGUCAGAUCCCACACUCUCGCAGAGAAGCUCCCUUCUGUUGGCGAUCCUACUCGGCCCGACGACCAACUCAAGAGCCAGAAUCGAUCGUCUAAGAUCCCGGAUCGAUCGUUGAAAGUCCUAGUCUUGCCUGCUUAA